CAUGAUUCCGAAACUAUGGCCAUCUUGUAUUUUUUCCAUUCCGGGUAAAAAAACUGAUCACAAUUCUGCUCUGCACCCUGUCAACAUACCCUCUUCAACAAUCCCCUUGGAGCCGUUGGAUCAAAUUUACAAACCCCUUUUAUAUCUACACAGUAAACACACAAAAACAACAGCUGCAUUCAAGAAAACAAAAUAUGAGUUCAAGAAAAUUGCAAGAGAGUGAUGAAACAGCAAAUGUGAGAAGAUCAGCCAGGCUUCGACAGAGUCCAGUGGUCACCACUUAUGCCUCAGACUCUUCGGAAAGCCAAGAACAAGUCCCAAGAAAACAUCCCAUUGGAAGGUGCAGCAAGAAAAAGCUCAAGUCUUUUGCAUUUCAACAAGACCAGCAGCUCCAAGAACCCACCCUGGUCACUAAUGGUUGUGAAAUGGCACUUGGCGAAACUAGGGAUGGGAUACCGGUGGUGGAGAUUCCAUCUUCACCGGAGGAAGAAAAGCCAAAAUGUGACUUUCGUGUCCUGCGUAAACAUGCAUUGAAACCAAAGUCUCCAGAAGAAAUUUUACCAGAGGAUCGUCAACAUCUGGUGAAUGCAGCAUCUGUAUUAAAAUCUCAGUUGGUGGCUCGCCUCACAAGUUCUGCUGACAAUUUGAAGACUGAGGACAUGGUUAAUCUUGCUAGUAGGUGUUACAUUGCAUUGAGAGAAUUAGGAGAUGAUUAUAUAUCAUUUAGCAGUCAAGUUAAUAAACUAAUUACACAACACCAAGAGGUAGAAUCUGCUGCUAAAGAUAUUGAAAAUCAGAACGACGGGGACUUGAAGGCUCGUUAUAUUCAACAAGUGCAGUUUCUGUCUGAAGUGACUGAGAAGUUGUUCAGUCUUCAAGACAAAUUGUCUAGAUCUAAGACUCAGGCAGAACUUUUGAUGUUUAAAAAAGAGGAGCUGACAGCUCUGUUACUUAUGCUUACAGAGGAGUUGUCUGAGGAAGAAGAGAGAGUUAAGACUCUGACAGAAGAGCGGGAUCAAUUCAAAGAGUCCCAUUCUGAGAUCAAAUCUGGACUUGAAAAAUUGGGCGCAGAGAAGAAUGAGGCUUCUGUGGCAUUUAAGGCAAUCAAUGCACGUUAUAACACUGCCAAGGAAGAAUUUGAGAGGAUUUCUAAGCACUUGCUUUGCUCAAUAAGGAGGCCAUCUAGACCAUCGCUUGUUGGUUUUUCUCGCUCUAGUCAGGCUACCAAACCAUCAACCACUAGUUUCUUUGCUAAAUUGGCAACUCCACCUUCCACAGGUUUGUUCCAAACUAACAAACACACAGAAAAUCAGGCUUCUGCACCUGCAAUUGGUGCCUCUUUUUAAAUGACCUCCGCCUCACCAUCUUAAUCUUCUACACAGUCGCUCUAUAUGAAUGGAUCAACAAUUCUAUUGAGAUGCUUUACAUUCAGAGGAAGGCUUAAGGCAUUAAUGUUUUUGCUCAUCAACUUGGUUGACACACUUUGAAGAAAUUGCUGGGUUUUAAUCCUAUCCCAGAAGAAGAUACUUAAAAUUCAUUUACAGAAGUCUUCCAUGCUUAAGCUUCAUGCAAAAGUUGUGUUAGG
Daucus carota subsp. sativus is the source of this 1585-nucleotide messenger RNA. RefSeq lists its product as uncharacterized. Bases 195 to 1346 code for a protein of 383 amino acids. The record is from RefSeq and is a predicted model, not a curated record. The transcript has 4 exons. NCBI's taxonomy places the organism in Eukaryota, Viridiplantae, Streptophyta, Magnoliopsida, Apiales, Apiaceae.